Messenger RNA from Cynoglossus semilaevis (tongue sole), 1614 nucleotides. It is a transcript of the gene cdca3, whose product is annotated as cell division cycle associated 3. The coding region runs from base 161 to 1444 and encodes 427 amino acids. The record is from RefSeq and is a predicted model, not a curated record. Lineage: Eukaryota; Metazoa; Chordata; Actinopteri; Pleuronectiformes; Cynoglossidae. The transcript is spliced from 6 exons.
UUUAAAGAUAGCAGUGCACGCCAAGCGCCAUUUAAAUGUUUUCAAACUAAACUGUGGAGCGACUUUGUCUGAAGCGUGGAAUUAGUGAAAGGAGUGAAAGCGUCAACAUUCAACGCACGUCUUUGUCUUCUUUAAAGAGACGUAUUAUUACAUUAGCACCAUGGGACUCAACGAAAGCAAGAUGCGGGUGUCUGAACCAACAAAACCAGAACCCGCCUUCACAAAAAGUCAAAUCGGUCACCUGAUCGACCCACGUUCACCGUCUGCGGCCAUCGACCGUACGCCGAUACAGGUCAGUGAGGUCAAAGCUGUGGCUCUGAAAAGUGAGUGUCCAGUGUCGUUCACUGACCCUCGCUCACCGUCUGUUGGCGUCCAACGCACUCCAGUCAGAGAAAUCAUGAGAGCCAAAGUGGACUCCUUGGCUCGCCGUCUGGGCAUCCUUUUCCACAGCGAGGCUGGCGGUGAAUUCACCAAACCCCCUCAGAAAGGUGUUUGUGACGCCGUGGAAGAGGAGACCCUGGGAGGUGAGGAGCAGACCGCCACGGAGCCGCUCCUGACUCCACGGCCUCCCCGCACCUGCAGCUCCCUGGCUGAGCACGCCAACCUGCUGGCCACCCCCGUUCUUGAGCGCCCCCACGUGUCCGGUGACUCCAGCCCUUACGUGAUACUGGAGCAGCCGCAGGCGGAGGUGGAGCUUGAAACCGCGGCCGACGUCAGCCUGGAGGAGGCGGAAGAAGCCAAGGAGUCUCCUCUUCACAAGAGACUCAGCCUGAGUCUGAUCACGUGUCACGAGGGCGCCCCCUCCUCACAGAUCUUCGCCGAGGUGCACCGUGACAUCACUUCCUCUCCAGUGUCUGCUGCAGGAGUGGAGCCAAUCAAGAGCGACGUGGACCAUUGCUACGCCCUCCCUCUGAUUACCGUUCAACCAGAGAGCGACCUUCAGCCUCCAGUCGUCGAACCCAGCAGUUGUCCAGCGGAGGUCCUGUCCGCUGAGCCACAGCACACAAAGGUUCACACAACAUCCUCCUCUGAAGAAAGUCAGAAACCGGUCAAAGAAAACCCACCGACCACCAUCCGCUGCCCCACCGUGGACCCCAGGAGCCCCAGUCAGGUGGUGUUCAAGCCCCAGUGGUUGGGCAAAGACUUCGGUGCGUCUGCCCUGAGAGUCAGAGGAGUUCAGGGCAACAGUGGCAAACGCACCUCCUCCCCACUCGCCGUCUGCGUGACCAAUAGGAACGCAAGCAAUGAAAACAAGAGCCAGUCUGGGAAACUGAAGCAGAAAGGUGCACAGGGCCGCUCCCCACUGCAGCUCCUGAGGGAGGGAAACACUCUCAGGGCCCAGCGAUCACAGGUGAAGCUGAAGGCGUCCACUCCAGACAGAACGCGGGCUGCACAGAUGGACCGCAGAGUUCUGGCCGUGGUUCUGGACAAAGAGAACCGAUGAUCGACCUGCGGUGACGUGAACUGUUGCGACACUUUUAUAAUCUUUAAAACACGAUUUUUAUGUCUGUGUAUCUGAAACAUUUUACUCGUUGUGAAUAUUUGUUUCCAAACUUCUCUCUGCGAUUUCUCCGUCCGUCCUUUUGUAAAUAUAAAUAAAAUCUUUUGUCUUUA